AGCCCCAUCUAGGUCGUCGUCGCAACAGCAACCUUGAAUCUUUGAAAGCUUCUCGAAUCCAGAGUGAACAACCAGCCCUGCUGCUCUCCUGAUAAAUUUCCCCCCAAGGUUAAAGAUGCUGCAGAUGAUCUCUUAUCCCAACGCUUCUCAUUUCGCGGCUGUCAACACAUCCAGUUCCCCGGUCUAGGGCACAUUUGCCCUUUGCCCUUCCCCGAUUCUCAUUCAUACUCGCCGAAAAAAGACACUCUUUUUAGUGCCGCCAUGUCGACCGGACGCAAGGUCUUUCAUUGCGCUGUGGACGAGACGGCCUUGACCACCAACAUCAGCGAGAUCAAGAAAUGGACCACCAACGGCGCCAUCGAUCUCAUUGUCCCUCUUUACACCCUCGAACGGCUCCACGCUCUUAAGCGCGCAGGAUCGCAAACCGCCAUCAAUGCCCGCGAAGCUGUUCGUUUCCUCGACCGAGUUACCUCUGGCAAAGACCAGAUUACCUCCGACCGUGUUACCCUGCAGGGCCCGAUGGAACAGUAUGAGCGCUGGGAGGAUGCGGAGAAAUUCUUCUUGCCCGAAUUCGAGGAGGAGCCCGAGGCGAUGGACGAAGGGGUACUUACCGAGUCUGUGCCCGAAGAGGCUGCAAAGAACAAUGGAACAGCUGCCCCGGACGACUUGUCGCAGAUGCUGCUGAGCAAGUUGAAUUUCAAGAAAGACGCCGAUGCCGCAUCCAUCACCUCUGCCGGUUCUCCCAGUGUGCCAGGAUCGCGCACUUCCUCCCGCAGCUCGCGCACCAGCCCCGAAUGUGCUCAGCACGAGAAUGGUACUACCCUUAAAGGAAAGCCCAAACCCGGACACCAGCGCACCGCAUCUGGUUCUACCAUCCCAGUCGUUCCGCCCGUGCUGCGCCCUUUGCUGAGCGCGCUGCUGUGGCGUAUCCACAGCGGCCCGGACGCCGACAACUCUGCCAAGACUUGUAUUCUGGUGACGAACGACCGCGCGACCCAGGUGUGGGCGCAAAAGUUUGGUAUCGGAGUCAAGAACAUUCUCCAGCUACGCACUGCCAUUCAAUACGAGGAGCGCGAGUACAAGAACCGUUGCAAAUACGUCGAGAAAAUCCAGACUCAACCUACGGAACAACCCAAGACCCUGCUGUCGUAUGAGGAGGACUCUGACGAGGAUGAGCUGGUGUUCGUCCCCCGUGGUGGCCGUGGCGGCAAGGGAUCUUCUUCGCGCGGUGGCCGGGGUGGGUCCACACGUAAGGCUGCCCCGAAAGCCGCGCCGGUUACCGUCGAGACUACUCCCAUCGAGGUCCCUACCCAGCCUAUUGAUCCAGACUCGUUCAGCCGCUCCCUGGGUGGUGCAGCGAGCAAAGUGCCGGCUACCGUGGACCUGAGCAACCAGCAGGGUGCUGCUCGUGGCACCGUUGGGGCUUCUCGCCGCUCGGGCGGACGCCGUGGAGGGUCCUCUCGCGGCCCUGGACGAGGCAGCGGUCGUGGACGCGGUAAGCUAUGGGUUCCUUGAAGGUAAGGCCGGGUCUGCGGCAAAGCUCGACGUGAUCGAGCAUUGCUACAGAUCGAGCAUCUCUUUUUUUCGUGAACCAAGUGCACUCCAGAACCGGAACGGGCUUGUCUUUCUUUCCUUUGCAGGACGGAUAUGAUCGCGCGAGGGAGACUCUCCGACUGGGAGUCCCCACAGGACGUGUUUACUAUCUUCCCAAUCUCCCCAUCUCCUGUCUUCCACUCGGCAAUGGCUUCCAAACCACGUGGGCAUUGAUCGGAUACUCCAGACAAUCGCGAUGCGGUGGACGAACCCCUGGAGAAAAUCGAUUCGCGGCUUCAGUGCUGCAUAGAUUGACAACCCUUGGAAAAGAAACACCCCUCGUGCUGAUUUGUACUCUGGAAUUUCCUUGAGAGAAUAUGAACUACCCCCUCCCAUAGCUUUCCACUUUGACAUCCGAGAGGUUGCUUUUGGGCCUCGUGCGGUCAUGCAUGAGGGUGGAUUUGCAUUUUACUCAAUUCUAGUACGAGAGGGUCGAAUACAAGCUUUGACUAUUUAUUUUCCCCCUUAU
Molecule: messenger RNA, 2062 nt
Organism: Penicillium brasilianum
Lineage: Eukaryota; Fungi; Ascomycota; Eurotiomycetes; Eurotiales; Aspergillaceae
Source: the annotation of a GenBank genome assembly